AUGUCAUCGUCGUCAACCAAGGGAGUGCGCCAACGGCGCAAGACGGUCGAGAAGACAUCCAAGGAGCCGACAGAGGAGACCAAGGUGGGUGAGAGUGAGCCCGAGUCGCCAACGUCCUCGGUGCUGCCGUCGUCGCAUGCCCCCGCCGACAUCCAGGCCGAGGUGGUGGCCGAGCUCCGCGGCAAGAUCCUGUUCCGGCACGAGCUUGUCUUUGUCCUCUCGUGCAUCAAUGUCUUUGCCACGGCGUUUAUCCUGGGGCGAUGGCCGGUAGAGUACUACAAGUGGCACAGCAUCAAGGCUGUUGUGCUGAUGACUACGCGGACGUACACGUUCUUCAAGCAAAACUACCACAUGUACCUCCUUGAUCUUUGCUACUUUGUCAACGUCCUCGUCAUGGUCUACGUCUGGAUUCUCCCGCAUAAUGCUAUGCUCUUUCGCAUCAUCUUUGCCCUCUCCGGCACGCUCACCGCCUCGAUCGCCCUCUUCCGCAACUCGCUGGUCCUCCACUCGCACGCCUUUAUGACCUCGCUCUGGUUGCAUCUCUCACCGCCGCUCAUGGCCUGGGGUAUCCGAUGGCACGCCACCAACGGCGAGCCGUUCACCUAUUGCAUCACCGACGCGUGCUCGGUCUCGGCCUUUGCUGCCGAGCACGGCUAUUGGGGCAUCUUUGGGCCGGUCUUUGCCUUUUACGCCUUCUGGAUUAUCGUCCACUACUCAAUCGUGUUUGUCAUCAAGGAGAAAGCUGUCCGCGAGCAGGGGCUAGCCACUCUCUACGCCUCGUCAUCGCUGCGUCCGCUUGUCGCCCUCGGCGGCGACGCCGAGUGGAGGCGCCGCGCCGUCUACUUUGGAGGCCACGCUGUCUUUGCCGCCAUCUCGUGCAUUGGCGCCAUGAUCAUGUGGUCACACUACUGGAUCCACACCCUCUACCUCUGCGCCGUCAUGAUCUGCUCCGCCUGGAAUGGUGCCACUUUUAUGUUCCACGUCUUCUCCGCCCGGUAUCAGGACGAGCUCAAGGCCAAGGCCGAGGCCAAGGCUCAGAUAUCAUUCGACGGCGAUGCGCCGCCUACCAUCCUCUGAUGUUUGCCCAUGCAAGCAGAUGAAGCCUUCCACCCGUGACACUUGCCAUGACGCGCGUGCUCUACAUCGCUUUCGCAGGCUUCGCAGUCCGUACUUGCCUCUCCUCCCGCUGUACCACUGGCCCCACACAUACCGCGCCCAGCCGAUCCUACUCAAUCAACCUACCCAAUGGCCAACCACCCAACACCUCCCUUUGCUACCCAUUGCUACCCUUUGCUACCCCCUCUGUCCGCAUUAAGAUCAGAUUGAGAUCCCCA
Molecule: messenger RNA, 1334 nt
Organism: Thecamonas trahens ATCC 50062
Lineage: Eukaryota; Apusomonadida; Apusomonadidae
Exons: 1
Coding region: 1-1077 (358 amino acids)
Biological process (GO): phosphatidylcholine biosynthetic process
Source: RefSeq, a predicted model, not a curated record